Molecule: messenger RNA, 2661 nt
Organism: Pungitius pungitius (ninespine stickleback)
Lineage: Eukaryota; Metazoa; Chordata; Actinopteri; Perciformes; Gasterosteidae
Gene: vsir
Product: V-set immunoregulatory receptor
Exons: 7
Coding region: 59-1021 (320 amino acids)
Biological process (GO): regulation of immune response; negative regulation of alpha-beta T cell activation
Cellular component (GO): plasma membrane
Source: RefSeq, a predicted model, not a curated record
CAGUCUGCGUGGUGUCGCUAGAGAGACGUGUUGCACAGGCGUUCAGCGCGCUCCGUGGAUGAUAUCGUCAGUCACUUUUAUUUUGAUUUUGGUUCGCUCCACGUUCAACGUGCAGGCCAUGGAGCGAGGAUCAGCGUGUCGGACAUCCCCGUGGGGAAAGAAGGCUCUGUUCUGGUUCUCGGUUGUGUUUCACGUCAUUGGAGGUAAAGGCGACACGUCCCACGCCCACUCCACUCUAAGUGUUUCCGUCCCCAACCUGUACUACACCUGUCCCGAGGGGGCGACAGUCCAACUGGUGUGUGACCAGCGAGGGGCCACCUUGCACUCCAAUGAUGUCCUGCAGCGCAGCUGGCUUUUCACGCCCCACAGUGACCAGCACUGCAAGGGACCGGCGGGCCCACGCCACACCACCUGGGGCCAUUCACACGGGAACCACAGCCUGCCGCCGGGGUUGCAGUAUGGAUCUACAGAGCACAACUUCUGGGUGCUUUUGAAGAAUGUGAGCCACGCUGACCAGGGCCGCUACUGCUGCAUGCUCCUGGACCUCCAUCGGGAACACAAACACACCACCCUCGUGCAGAAACCCCACAGCCACGUCAUCCUGCAUGUGACACCACGGAGAUAUGGGUCUCAGGAAUGCACUGUCUGGAAUCCAACACCAGCUGGAGGCACCGUGCCGGUGGCCUUGGCCGUAGCAGCCUGCAUCUUGGCCCUGCUGUCUUUGCCUCUCAUUCUGGUGCUGGUGUACAAACAGAGGCAGAACUCCCAGUCAAGCAGGCGUGCACAAGAGCUGGUGAGGAUGGACAGUGAGGCUCAAGGCCACGAGAACCCCGUGUUUCUUGGGGGAUCGCCGCAGAUUAAGACCCGCACCGUUUCUCAGAUAAUGACCAGGCAGUCCUCGGAGACGGGACGCCACCUGUUGUCUGAGCCAGGAACCCCCCUCUCUCCUCCUGCACACGGGGACGUAUUCUUUCCAAUAGAGGACACCAUCCCUGAGUCUCCGGACUUCCUGCAGCUUUAGAGGGGUUGGAACCUCGUGCAUUGCUCUGACUGCUGACCCCCUUUCCUCUUCUCUCUGCCCCCAGAGGGUUGUUGACCUUAUCAGCUGCCUCAUAAUAACUCCUGCUGGAUUCUAGUCCCGUACAUUGUCUGGCCCGCAGGAGGGAACGGACUGCCUUUUCUUACUCAAAAAAACGUUUUCCACCUGCAACAGCAGCUGCAGGUCACUUGCUGUGGCAGGGAUGUGGUCGCUGUGUGAUGUUCCACCUGCACAAUGACCAACGGGGGCCCGUUGCUUGAGACAAAUACAAGGUGUCGAGGGUGGGGGUCCCGUCAUGUGCUGAGGUGGCAGGUCAAGAGUGAUUAAACAGUGCUGUGGACUUAAACUUAUUUUAAGGAACAGGAAAAGCCUUCACUUUCUCAGUUCAUCUUGGGCUCUGUAAAUCAAACCAAAGAACUGCCCCGUUACUCUGCUUUUGGUUGAUUGGGCGUGAACGCAUAGCAAGCCAUCCACGCGAACAAGUGCUAGAAAAUAAAAUAUAUAAAACUUUUAAAGUUCCAAUCCAACGGAUCCAUAUACUGAAGAUAUUUCAUUUGGUAACCAUGCAGAAAAAUGACGACCCAAAUUCUCCCUCAGUCCUUGUGAAACUGUUGACAUAUCUCACUCCAGUUGUACUAGUCAGUAAGAGGUGGACUGGAACCCAAACAUCGUCAUCCCUGUGAUUGUAAGAAAGGGCUCAUUUAAGGGCUCAUGUAAUAAAGGGCUUCAUGGGGAGGCUCAUUGGUCGGAGAACUCUCAGUAUCCUUGUUGAGAGUUUUUGUUCCAUUACACGGUUCCUCUGUGUCAUACCCACUUGGCCUCGGCUUCUUUUCUCUUCUCUCUUUGCUACCUCAGUUACUGCCUCAGCUGCUCUAAAUACUCCCCUUCCUUCCUGUACUCAGAAACGCAGCACUUCACAGCGGCCUUAAAUCUAUACGAGCAUGGGGAAGUGUUUAGAAAAUCAUUUUAAAUAACAGUGGAUGUCAUUUAAAGUUCAUUACGAAUAAUAUGUUUAUUCAUUUUCUCUUGAAUGUAUCUCAACCACUUUUAAUCACUGCCACUGCAACAAUCCUUUUUGCUCCGAUAUCAUGUGUCUGGAUUUGAUUGAUUGAGUACAUUAGUGCUCAUUCCCAUUGGUUUUUAAGUGCAAUUUGAUGUUAAUAUGUAAAUACUAUUCAGCACGUGUGGAGGGAUGGAAAUGGAAUGUUGACGAAAUCGUAAGGCCGACGGAGAGAGAAAAUAAGAAAUAAAUCAAAUCACGUUAUUAAUGAUUAUAAAUAAUUGAUAAUUUAACUGUGGGAGACUGUGAUUAACCAGUGGGGAUUUUUCAUAUUUAGUUUAAAAAUGUUCAGCAGGUGCUCAACAAAAAUCAUCUCCAAAAUAUGUGUAGCAGGUAUAUAGAAGAAGAUACCAUUUGUUUGUGUUUAUUGAGAUGUAAGAACUUGAUGAGUAGUCAAACCAAAGUUUUUUUGUGUGUGGGUGGGUUUGGUGUGUGUUCUCAGAUUUUGGGUUACAGUGUCAAGAAUCACUUGUGUUGAGUGUGCAUUUGCAUACAAGUCUGUAUUGGUAUGUAAUUGUCUGUUUUAUACUGUAAAAAGCUUGUAUUAAACAAAUACACAGAU